GGAGGGGAAUGCGAAGGCUGGUAUUCUGUGCCGUUUCCGGGCCAGUCUCUGUGGUGUCGGAAGGACCCGGCCCCAGGAGAUUGUGCGUGUAGUGGCCACGGCCUCACGGGGGGAGGCAAGAGUGGUUGGUGUCAACAGGGGGCGAAGAGGGGACCGGAGCCAAGACCCUGGGCCUCCUCCCCCGGCGCGCUCCCGCAGAUCUCUUUGGCUUUGAGGAGGAGCUGCAGUACGUCCUCCCUGCAUAAGGGAUGGGAUCAGAGAACAGUGCUUUAAAGAGCUAUACACAGAAAGAACCACCAUUUACCUUGCCCUCUGGACUCGCUGUUUAUCCUGCUGUAUUGCAAGAUGGAAAAUUUGCUUCUGUUUUUGUGUAUAAGAGAGAAAAUGAAGACAAGGUUAACAAAGCUGCUAAGCACUUAAAGACUCUUCGUCACCCUUGCUUGCUAAGAUUUUUAUCUUGUACUGUGGAAGCAGAUGGCAUUCAUCUUGUCACUGAGCGAGUGCAACCUCUGAAAGUGGUCUUGGAAACAUUGUCUUCUGCAGAGGUCUGUGCUGGAAUCUAUGACAUAUUGCUGGCUCUCAUCUUCCUUCAUGACAGAGGCCAUCUAACACACAACAAUGUCUGCUUAUCAUCUGUGUUUGUAAGUGAAGAUGGGCACUGGAAGCUAGGAGGAAUGGAAACUGUUUGUAAAGUUUCUCAGGCCACACCAGAGUUUCUGAGGAGUAUUCAGUCAAUAAGAGACCCAUCAUCUGCCCCUCCUGAAGAGAUGUCUCCAGAAUUCACAACUCUUCCAGAGUCCCAUGGACAUGCCCGGGAUGCCUAUUCAUUUGGAAUAUUGGUGGAAAGCUUGCUUACAAUCUUAAAUGAGCAGGUUUCAGCGGAUGUUCUCUCCAGCUUUCAACAGACCUUGCACUCAGCUUUACUGAAUCCUAUUCCGCAAUGUCGGCCAGCACUCAGCACCUUACUAUCCCAUGACUUCUUCAGAAAUGAUUUUCUAGAAGUUGUGAAUUUCUUGAAAAGCUUAACAUUGAAGAGUGAAGAGGAAAAAACUGAAUUCUUCAAAUUUUUGCUGGACAGAGUCAGCUGCUUGUCAGAGGAAUUGAUAGCUUCAAGAUUGGUGCCUCUUCUGCUUAAUCAGUUGGUGUUUGCAGAGCCAGUAGCUGUUAAGAGUUUUCUUCCUUAUCUGCUUGGCCCCAAAAAAGAUAAUGUGCAGGGAGAAAUCCCUUGCUUGCUCUCACCAGCCCUGUUCCAGCUGCGGGUAAUCCCUGUGCUUCUCCGAUUGUUUGAGGUUCACGAGGAACAUGUGCGGAUGGUGCUGCUGUCUCACAUUGAGGCCUAUGUGGAGCACUUCACACAGGAGCAGCUGAAGAAAGUCAUUUUGCCACAGGUAUUACUGGGCCUGCGUGAUACCAGUGACUCCAUUGUGGCAAUUACACUUCAUAGCCUAGCUGUGCUGGUCUCUCUACUUGGACCAGAAGUAGUUGUAGGAGGAGAAAGAACGAAGAUCUUUAAACGCACUGCCCCAAGUUUUACUAAAACUAUCGACCUUUCCCCAGAAGAUUCUCCCAUGCACGUCGUCUGCAGCCAGCACAGUCAGAUCUCGCCAAUCUUGGAGAACCCCUCUAGCAUAUUCCCUAAAUGUUUCUUUUCUGGCAACAUUCCCAUCAACAGCAAGAAGCACAUACAGCAAGAUUACUACAAUACUCUUUUACAAAAGACAGGUGAUCAGUUUUCUCAGUCUAUUAAAUUUCCCAUGAAUGGAAUCUCAGAUGUGAAAAAUAUUUCUGGGGACAGUGAAAACUUCCCAUCAGACUCUAAAAAGUCUGAGGAGUGGCCUGACUGGAGUGAGCCUGAGGAGCCUGAGAACCAAACUAUCAAUACUCAGAUUUGGCCUAGAGAACCCUGUGAUGCUGCCAAGUCCCCGUGCACUAACUUGAUUGUGGAGGAAGAAUCUUGGAAUGAUUGUGAACCCAGAAGCUCAGGUACUCAAGUAAACCCAGGAGCUACAAUCUCUGCUGUAGUGCCUGUUACCUCAGGGGAGCAGAAGCCAAUUCCUGAUUUGCCUCCCCUCACUGAAAAGUCUACGAGCCCACCUGAAAAGACCAGUCUUACACAGAGUGGGGAUGACUCAGACCAAAUCAAGCCACCAAAAGCAUUGCCACAAGAGAGGCCCUUUAAGGGUCGAUCAGAACUUGGUUUAGGAGAAGAGUUUACUAUACAAGUAAAAAAGAAACCAAUACAAGAUCCUGAGUUGGAUUGGUUUGCUGAUAUGAUCCCAGAAAUUAAGCCUUCAGCUGCUUUUCUUAUUUUACCUGAACUGAGGACAGAAAUGAUGGUCCCCAUCAAGGAUGAUGUCUCACCAGUGAUGCAGUUUUCCUCAAAAUUUGCUGCAGCAGAAAUGACUGAGGGAGAGGCUGAAGGCUGGGGAGAAGAAGGAGAGCUGAACUGGGAAGAUAAUAACUGGUGACAACAGCUGUGAAUUAAACUUUAGGAGAAUUCCUUUAAAAAAAUUAAUACCUCAAAAGCAGACUGUGUGGACAAGAAAACCCUAAGACAGGCUGUUUUUCUGAUACCAUGAGCUUUGUGAAGUCUGUGCCAACUCAAUUGUGAGACCAACCUUGAGUGCUGGCUAAAAGCCCUGGGCAGUCAGGCUCACAGUAGUGGUUUCUAGAACGAAGAGCCUGUGUACAUUUGCUGAGGCCAGUUUCCAUGAAGAGCGGGUAGCUGAGGAAAAGUUGAAUUUACUGCUUUUUCCAGGAUAAUUCUGGAAGUAAAGAAAGUAAAUAUAAAAAUUGAAUCUGGUUAGCUUAAUUUUGUGCCAUUUCUUUAAAAGUGAAAAAGAGUAACACGCUCUAUUAUGAAAUAAACUUACUGAAAAUGAUUUCAGUUAUAAAUUAUAAAUGACUUUAAAUUGCUAAAGUUUCCUUAGGCAGCUUAUUUAUUUGUUUACAGUUGUACUAUAGGAGUGAAAGGUCCUCUGUAGACCUGGGCAGUUACUGUUCACAUGUAUUACAUUGUACCAAAGUUCUUAAUGAGAAGUGCCCCCUUCCUAAUCUUGUUCUCUAAAUGUCAAAUAAAGACUAUUUUCACUAGAUUUACCUUUACCAAA
This is a messenger RNA of Castor canadensis (American beaver), 3110 nucleotides long. RefSeq names its product SCY1 like pseudokinase 3 (gene Scyl3). The record is from RefSeq and is a predicted model, not a curated record. Lineage: Eukaryota; Metazoa; Chordata; Mammalia; Rodentia; Castoridae. Gene Ontology annotation, biological process: protein phosphorylation. Gene Ontology annotation, molecular function: ATP binding; protein kinase activity.